Molecule: messenger RNA, 381 nt
Organism: Parnassius apollo (apollo)
Lineage: Eukaryota; Metazoa; Arthropoda; Insecta; Lepidoptera; Papilionidae
Source: the annotation of a GenBank genome assembly
AUGGCUCUCGCUGAAGCCGAGAGGUUCGUUCUGAAGCCUCAGCGUGAGGGCGGGGGCAACAAUCUGUACGGCGCGGAAGUGCGCGAGGCGCUGCUGCGCAUGCGCCACAGCCGCGAGCGCGCAGCCUACAUACUCAUGGAGCGCAUACUGCCGCCGCUGGUUUCAGGCUACGUGGUACGUCCAGGCGGUCCGGUGCCGCCUCCCUUAAGUGACCUUGUUUCUGAGCUGGGAAUCUUUGGAGUUAUUAUUGGGACAAAAGAUAAAAUCUACUGCAAUCGCCAAGUUGGUCACAUGCUGAGGACCAAACUUGCAGACGCCAACGAGGGCGGAGUCGCCGCCGGCCUGGGGGCUUUGGACUCGCCAUACAUGCUAGAUUUGUAG